UCUGAGGUGGGGAGGGAGAAGAGGAGCGUAGGGAAAAGGAGCAAAAGGCAAACAACGGAAACGGAGAACGGCGGAGCAAUUGCCUGAAUUUAAAUUAAACAAGAAUAUAGUUGAAGAGAGGAAAGAAGAAGAAACCAAGAUGAUAACGCCCUACUUCCUAGAGAAUUUCUGGGGCGAUAAAAACAAUGGAUUUGAUGUUCUCUACCAUAACAUGAAGCAUGGUCAAAUCUCCUCCAAGGAACUUACUGAUUUCAUCAGAGAAAGGGCUACCAUAGAAGAGGUCUAUGCCAGGUCAAUGACCAAACUUGCCAAGUCAGCUGGCAACUUCUCUCAGCUUGGGACGUUUGCCCCGGUGUGGGAUGUGUUUAAGAGGUCCACAGAGAAGCUGGCCAGCUGCCACCUGGAGCUAGUGAGGAAGCUACAGGAGCUUAUCAAAGACGUGCAGAAGUACGUGGACGACCAGGCCAAGGUCCACAAGAAGACGAAGGAGGAGGUGGCGGCCACUAACGGGGCAGUACAGGCCAUCCAGACAACCGGGGUGGCCUUACAGAAGUCCAAGGAGAACUACAACGCCAAAACUGUGGAUCAGGAGAGACUCCGCAAGGAGGGAGCCACACAGAGAGAAGUGGACAAGGCGGGAGUGAAGGCCAAGAAAGCCACAGAAGCCUACAAGGGCCUCGUGGAGAAAUACGCCACAGCCAAGUCCGAGUUUGAACAGAAGAUGGCUGAAACUGCGCAGAAAUUUCAGAACAUCGAGGAGAGCCACAUCGUUCACAUGAAGGAUAUCAUUCAGUCGUACGCACAGUCUGUUGACGAGACACACGUUCAGAUCGGAGAGGUCCAUACAGAGUUUUUGGGGAACAUGGAGAACACCUCUGUGGAGGGCUUGAUACAGAAACUGGCUGAAAGUAAAGGAACGGGCAAAGAGAGACCAGGUCCUAUUGAGUUUGAGGAGUGCAACACUGCCAUCGCCACUGAAGGAGCCAAACCCAGGAAGAGAAAAACAUAUGCGUUCCCUGGCCGCCGGAAAGACAACAAGGACACAGACUCCACGGAGUCGACAGAAGUUGAACCUGCUAAUAAUGCCAACGGAGCUCCUCCUGGGUACUAUGGCACCAUAGACUUCCAGAACGCUAAUGUCCCCACGGUUGACGAAGAUGGCUUCUGUAUCAGACCGGAAGACCGCAACGAAAAUGAUGCCAAAGAUAACUCGUUCUAYUCAUCGAGUGACUCGGAGGACGAGGAUGAACCCAGGAAGUUCCGCGUGGAGAUCAAGCCGGUGGCGCCCAACAACGGGACGCACCAGAGCCGAGCCACCAUCGACGAACUCAAGGCCUCCAUCGGAAACAUCAGCCUGUCGCCACCAACCGCGGGUCAGAUGCGAAGGAAUCAAUCCAGCGAUGAGUUGGGAAAGACCAGGAUUCCAGCGUCCUUCAACGACAGUAGGCCUGCUUUCAAUAAUGACCUUCUCUCUCUGGAUCCUUUCGGCCCGACCCUGGGAGGCUCCUCCUCAUCGACAGUGCCUGCCCUGGCCAGACCCACUACUCCUCUAGCUGGGGCCCUGGUGCCUCCUCCACGACCCUCCUCCAGACCCAAACUACCCACAGGAAAACUCACAGGAAUYACUGAAAUUGUGCGGCCGUUCAGCCCGCCAAAGACGUUGUCCAACGCCAGUCUUCCUCUGGCUGCUCCUCUCGCCCGGGCAGAGAGCUCCUCCUCCCUGUCCUCCACCGCCUCCCUCAGUGCCUCCAACACACCCACCGUCGAGGAUGAUGGUUUCAUUGGGAAGCUGCCCACCUUUGAGAAGCGCUGUGAAACGCCUGCAGGGACGUCUCGCGGUCCCAGCCCGGUGACCCUGGCAUCCCAGGAUGCCUUGCCCAUCGCUGUGGCCUUCACAGAGUCUGUUAAUGCCUUUAAAGGAGCUGAUCCCACUAAGUGCAUAGUAAAGAUCACUGGUGACAUGACCCUGUCCUUCCCCAUGGGUAUCAUCAAGGUGUUCACCAGUAACCCCUCCCCUGCCGUGCUCACCUUCAAACUGAAGAGCACGUCCAAACUGGAGCAGAUCCUCCCCAACCAGACACUACUGUUCAGUGAUCCCUCGCAAAGUGACACUAAUACCAAGGACUUUUGGUUCAACAUGCAAGCUCUCACAUCCUACCUCAGGAAAGCAUCAGAGCAGAACCCUGCUGCAUCCUACUACAAUGUGGACAUCCUCAAAUACCAGGUGUCCUCUAAUGGGAUCCAGUCCACCCCUCUGAACCUGGCAGUGUACUGGAAGUGUACCCCCACCACCACCGACCUGAGGCUGGACUACCGUUACAACCCAGAGUCCAUGCUCUGCCCCGGCCCUCUUUCCAACGUACAGGUCCUAGUGCCUGUAGACGGGGAGGUCAUCAACAUGCAGUCCCUGCCCAAUGCUGUCUGGAACUCAGAGCUGAAUAAGUCUYUAUGGAAGCUGAGUGAUAUCUCAGAGAAGUCUGACAAUGAAGGCUCGGGGUCUCUGAGGGCUAAGUUUGAGCUGUCGGAUGGCCCGUCCACCCCAACCACCCUGGCUGUGCAGUUUAUGAGCGAGGGGAGCACGCUGUCAGGGGUGGACAUGGAGCUGUUGGGAGCCGGGUACAGACUGUCCCUCAACAAGAAGAGGUUUGCCACAGGUCGUUACAUGGCAGACUGUUGAGUAGGCACACCGGCCUGGACCCCCCCAAGCACAACGGCUCUAUUGAAAGUUUUUAUUUUCAAUAUUUUAGUCCUUUUUGUCAUAUUUAUGGAACGGGAGGGUUAGAGGGGAGAGGUGCAGCGAAUACAACAGGUUUUUGUGACACAUCCAGACAUUUUGGAAAGCGYCUUGAUAUUAUGUCCCAAUGCACCUGUCUGUCCCCGGGAAGAGAGAAGAGAGCUUCUUACUGCAGUAAAGCAGCACUGAGUAUUGAACACUGUUUAAAAAUAAUAAUAAAAUAAAAAUAAACAUUGGGCUGUCAGGAAAUGUAAAGGUAUAGAUAUUGAGAAGUGUAAUGCUUUCUGAUUUAAUUCAGACUUUUAUAAAGUCAGAAUCGUAGUGUUUUGUUAUGUAUAGGUGACAAUGUAUGGCUUAUAUAUAAAUAUAUAUAUAUAUUAUAUCAACAAAAAAAAUUGGGGGGAAAAUUAUGCACUAACAAUCUUUCCGGACAUUUUAUUUUCUCUCCUUUGUAAAUGUUCUGUGUAUUCCACUGAAGCUCUUGAGUAACAAAGAUUUUGUGUAAAACAGUGAGAAGAGAAGAUGUGAGAAGGCCAAACUUUCUUCCCUCACCCCUCUCUCCUUCUCUUCUCCAGUCGAAAUACGGUCGCUGAGUAUUGUACUUGAGACUUAACUCGAGAUCUCUUUUUACAGAUAUUUUUUUUUCUGGGCUCUUUCUAUUCUGAUUGUGUGCAAUGAAGAAAAUGAAGUAGAAGCUGUCUUAAACUAAACAGCUUCUCUAAAAMUGUCAUGGCACAAGCUUAAUUGGUUGUAUGUUGCUUCAGACAACCAUACAAAGUACAUUUUAAGUGUUCUCGUUCAAAGGCAAAAAACAAUUUGUGGGCUGCACGUUUCGUCACAAUAUUGUUUUGAACAUUGGUUUUAGGACUGAUGCCCGACUGAUCAUUCCACUCAAUGCAUUGUCAAUUGGUGCCGAUGAAUAUUAAUCAAAAGUGCAUUACAGUGGCUUGGAAAUAUAAUUACAUUACUAAAGAAGGCAAAUAAUUCRUAGGAAAACCUUUUGUCAUCAUUUUGAUGUUGCUAUAUUGACUUUAGAUGCAGUAUAAUGUUUGCUGGCUAGCUAAGACUGAGAGGAAUCUACCGGAUAGCUAACGUUAGCAUUGCUAGCUAUUUUUGACGAACUGUGCUAAGUAAGAAAUGUUGUUAUAUCUGCAUAAAGUACAUUUGACAACAUGAUAAUGAUGGCAAAGUUGUUUCUUACUAAAUAUUUGCCUACUUGAGCAAUGUCAUCGUAUUUCCAUGCCACURUAGUGUAAUUYAGACAAAACCGUCAUUAGCCCCCGUUCUACUUUUGGGUAUCAAUAUGGCUGUGACGUCUAGAACAUUGAUAACAAUGGCAAUGACACGGCCGAGUGGCAGGCGCAACCCAUACUUAACUGACCUCAGUGCCUCUUCUUUACUGUGGAUAAAUUCAWAGAGAAACGUGCCUAUCUUUUCUUUCUGCCCUUUUGUAUGUUAAAAAAAACACCGCUAACAAAAAAAGAAAGCACUAAUCUUGUGCCUGUUGUUGUUGUUUUAUAAUAGUACUGUUUUCGGACAUUGAAAGGAAAAUGCCUCCAGUUUCUACACCAGUCAAACCCAAAGGCAUCUUGUCUUCCAGAAACCACUGAUCCAGUGGGACUCACUGUCUCAGUUCUCUCUUUGCUACGAUGUCACCUUUUGAAAGUCUUUUCUAUCUUGGGUAUUUUUCUCUCUUUGAUCAGAGAGAGAGAGAUCUUUGUUCCCAAAAAGCCUUCUGUCUAUUUAAGAGCACUGGGCAGCCUACUGACCUAGCUUCUUAAUCAAAAUCAGGCCAAAUCAAUUCUAGAAAUGCCUUUAAGAAAAUAUACCUUGACAUCUGUUGAUGACGGUAAUAUAACGCUAYCCAGUCGGGAUAGGUUACAUACUGUAACUGCCAUGUUUGCCUGUGAGGAGAGAGACAAAGGUUCUUGGUGCUGACUUGAUGUCAUACUGAGUGAUUCAUUCUUGCCUUAUAUACCAAUGGAGGACCAGUAUCUAGGGCUACAUCUCCUAGAUGGAGGGAUAUGCAUACACGUUAUGUAGCAGUUAGUUCUAUCAAUAUCACAAAGAUGUUUUUUGUAUGCCUUUUUUAUCCAAUGCCUCCUCCCCAAAACCAUUGUUUUGACAUAGGUAUAGGUAAAUGAUCAGUAGUGUAUUGUCAUUACAAACAUUGAUCAUGGGCACAUCAGCAACACUGGGAUUGUGGACUAUUUUCUAAAGGCCCCUCUAGGCAUUGUAGGUUACUUCAAUACUAGAUUUGUACUGUUACUGUCAAUCCUGUAUGUGGCCAUCUGACCACUGUAUCCUUGUAGACACCUGGUCUUUGGAGCAGUUAGGGUUUGAUACUGUUAACGUUCUCGCUGCUUCUGAAAUGACAGCCUAUGCCCCCACAGUAUGUAGUUCAAUUAUUUUGUUUAAUAGUAGUGCACUACGCCAUUUCAGAGGCACUAUGAGUAGAUCUGGUUAAUCCAAGCCUUUCUCUUACUUGUAUAAAAAGGUGCCUUUMGUCACAUCGCUUACUAGUUCAUAUGUGAUCCGCCCAUAGAGAUAGAUAGAGGACUCAUCUCCAUAGAUAUCCAUCUCGACUCCUCUAUGUAUCUCUAUCUAUUUCUAUUUAUUUCUGUAUCCAACCUGUCCUCAAAAAUAAAACUGUUCAGUACAACAACAAAAUACUUAGUCCAUAUGUGGCCACAGAAUUGAAUAACUAUGAGAAAGAAGUMAUUAUUGUUUAACAAUGUUGAAUCGAGAAGCAUUUUUUAAAUAUGAUUUGUUUUGUACACAGUACGAUUCGGUCAAGAUUUAGUUUUGUAGGGCAUGGAUUAAUCUGAAUCGCCACUGUUUUAUUGGAAAUGUUUAAAUUGUAUGUACAUUUUUUUUUUUUUAA
Messenger RNA from Salvelinus sp. IW2-2015, 5618 nucleotides. The record is from RefSeq and is a predicted model, not a curated record. NCBI's taxonomy places the organism in Eukaryota, Metazoa, Chordata, Actinopteri, Salmoniformes, Salmonidae.